ACACAAGUGCCGCAGCAGGCCAUGAUUGGACAUGGUCUGACAUUUAUAGGUAUAGCAUUUGGCUCAAUUUGGCUGGUAUUAAUUUUUUUUUUGUCCUGUAAAAAAAAGCACGUUUGCCGAAAUAUUAUUUUAAACUAAGCUAGUAUGCCGCUGUAGCUCAAAUCAAUAAAAAUAAUUUAUAAAACUUUUUUGUUUUGAUAUUAUUACCAGUAGUUGUUGGGUUACCGUAUCAUGUUUAAAGUCGAAGAAGACGGACUGAGGUCUCAUAAGCAGUCUGUAGAAUUUAGCAGCCAAGAAGAUCAUCAUUCCGCGGACAUUUACAGCACAGAUGUUACAGUAGUGCUAUCACCGGGAGGACAUGAUCAUGGGAGUUCAAAGGUUAAGUUAAAAAACAUUGUCGACUUUACGUGGGAGUUGCAAUUUUACACCGGACAGUUGCUGGCUGUUCAUAUGUCAGGAAAGUAUUUGGCUUAUGGAAUAAAAGCUAGCAGCGGUGCUGGUGUCGUACGAGUUGUAUACAAAGAUUCCGAGCAACGAGCUCUACUACGAGGAAUGCGAGGGGCAAUUCAAGAUCUUGCGUUCGCGCAUGUACAGAACGCGAUCCUGGCCUGCAUUGACCACACGGGAAGCUUCUUCGUGCACACAAUAGUCUCCACGGCGGCGCAAUUGGUGUGCAAUCUUUUGCUGCUGGUCAAUUCCGAGGACACUUCGCCGACCAGCCACCGGGUGAUCUGGUGCCCGUUUAUACCCGACGAUGACUCAGGCGAAGCGGAUGAUGUCUCGAAGCUGCUGAUGGUCACUCGAGGACCUUCAGCGGAGCUCUGGUCUAUAGACAACGUCUACGCGCAGCUCGGCUCAGGACCUCUGGCGUUGAGCGACCCGGCUGUCAAAGGCUGUGGUGGAUUUGCGGAAAUUUGUCAGCAUGAAGCGGACAUCGUCGAGGCAAUACUCAGUCCGGAUGGCACCGCAAUAGCUACUGCCAGUCUUGAUGGUGAAGUUAAAUUCUUCCAGGUAGUUUAUAAUAAUACUCUUCAGCAAGCUUGUUGUCUUCAUCAAUGGAAGCCUCAUGACGGCAGACCGGUGUCUUCACUUUUCUUCCUCGACGAUCACAAAAAUUACAAUUCCGAGGCUCAGUUCUGGAGAUUCGCUAUUACUGGCUGUGAAAAUAACACGGAACUGAAGGUUUGGUCAUGUGAAAAAUGGAAAUGUCUUCAGACGAUCAGAUUCCAGCCUUCACCAUCCGGUGGAAAGAUGCCGAAACUAAAAGCGGGACUUGAUCUGUCAGCAGGGUUUCUUUUAUUGUCUGAUAUCAGCAACAAAGGUCUUUACAUACUCAGUAUCGCAAAAGACACUGGAGAUGGGGUGGCUUGCAUAUCAACGAUAUCCGAGUUCCGGUUGCCGUAUCCUAUUCUGAGUUUCGGUAUCGUUGAUGCGGGUAUGCGCAAAGUACGACCUACUGGUGAAUCUCUCGAGGAUCUUUGUCCACUUGAGGACGAGAGUGACGAACAAUUGGUGAUUCGCAUGUAUUUAGUUCAGCCAAAGUCACUCCAAGAGUGUCACAUUGCCUUCCAGCCAGCUCGGCAGCUGUCAAGUGCCUGUAUGAUGGACACACUUACUCACGACUCGCUAGAUUACUCGGAAGACUUGCAGCACAUAAGACACGAACAGAAUGGUGUAGUCGAGGAAAACGGCGACGAAACAGUCUCCGGGUCACUGGAAGCCAAUCACACGAGUUUGAAUCUAAUGACACCUGACGCUUUCAGCUCUCCCGCGAAAAAAGAAAACAAUUUAUCCGGAUCAACUAGUCCUGAGCUUGGCAAUGUGCUGUCAGCAAGUCCCUCAUUGGCUCAAGCAGUCCACGCUUUAAAUACUUCGGACGUGCCGCUGGCGACGAGUGACAUGGAACGCGCACCACAGAGUGGUGGUAGCAGCCCAUCGCGAGAAGUUAGAGAAAUUUUGUCUCUCGCUGAGCCCGAGGACGAUGAAGAGGAAGAAGACUUUAAAGACAUCGAGUCAGUCAACAAAGACGAGGAAAACUGGUCGAAUAUUCCGAUGGUUAUGCUAAAGGACGUUCAUUUGGAGUCUGAUGAUAUUUCUAAAGAUGAAAAAGUGCCAAAAGAUUCAAAAUUAGUGUCUCAGGAAGCCUGGCUGGCUACCAGCAAAGCUGUCACAUCAUUGAGCACCAAGUUGGACGGAAUUCUUGAAAUAAUUCAGGACCAACGUCAAGAAUUACGGGAGAUGAGGGUUGAAGUAUCUCGACUACGACAAGAUACUCCCGUGCUUGCGAGAGUCGAAAACGCGUUUACUCGUGUGUCCCAGCAGCAGCUCGCGACGAUCGAACAAAGUAUAUAUGGGCGACUUGCAAGACAAAAUGAAUUUUUGACGACCGUCGAAACAACGGUGAAAGAAAAUAUUCAGUCCACUUUGCCACGAGUAGUAAAUGAAGUCAUUGAGCCAAUGAAGAAUCAAUUUAAAUGUGACGUUGAACGAAUUGACGAUCUAAUGAGAGAUAAUUUAACUCAGCUGGUUGGUAGCAACCAAAUGCGAGAUAUCGUUGUCAACGCGGCCAAAUCGGCUCUUGAUGAGGCAUUUAAGAAGUCCUUCGAGUCAGGCUUGCUCCCGGGAUUCGAAAAAGCUUGCCAGACGAUGUUCAGACAGAUUCAAGAGUCAUUCGCAAUAGGAACUAAAGAGUAUCUCGAAAAAACUGGGGCCAUUCUCGAGCGAGUUCAUCAGAAGAAAAACGAGCAGCAGAGUGAAGCCUUGUCGCGCCUCGUUCGCGAGCAACUUGAGAGCGAGAUCUCCCGUGGACUCAACAGUCUUCAAGAAGGAAUAUUGAGAUCCGUCAGAGAUUCUAUUCGAGAGAACAUGGGCCAGCAUAUGAUGGACAUCCAGGCGAGAUCCAGAGCGACGACUCCCGGCAUCACGGCUUCAAGUCCCGCGGACGCGCAAAUGAGAGUGCUCGCGUAUCUACGAAAGGGUCAGCUCACCCACGCAUUCCAGUACGCUCUCAGUGCCAGCGAUCUCGGACUCGUGGUUCUCGUUUGCGACAAAGUCGAGCCUAGCCAAGUCUUCGCGGCGACUCUAACCGGCAGCAACCAAACAGGAACCGGCAGCAUCCUUCCUCAGCCAGUGAUUCUGUCACUGGUGCAGCAGCUCGCCGCCGAUCUUGGACACCGCACAGAACUCAAGCACAAGUGGCUCGAAGAAGCUAUUUGGAACCUAGACCCCAACGAUCCCGUGACCCGGGAGCACAUGGGCGCUGUCCUGAUGACUCUUCAAACACAACUGACGACUUUCAUGAACGGGAACCCACUCCACCGCUUGAUAAGACGCAUGAAAAUGUUAUCUAUGGCUGCGCAAGCUCUUCUCAACCAGCAGCACUCUUAAGUAAUAAUUAAUAAUUAUAAAAAUAAACAAUAAGUUAAGUAAUAAAAAAUUUAUUAUUAAUUUAAAUACUAUCCAAUAAGAAUCAAAAAAAAUAUUUAAGACUGGCAACAGAGCUGUGCUUUACAGCCUCCGGAACACUAAAACCUUCCGCCAAACCACCGGCUGACUUUUUGUAGUUUUAAUAAAAGUGAUUCGUAUGACUAAUUGUUUCUUUU
Molecule: messenger RNA, 3602 nt
Organism: Microplitis demolitor
Lineage: Eukaryota; Metazoa; Arthropoda; Insecta; Hymenoptera; Braconidae
Gene: Ge-1
Product: enhancer of mRNA-decapping protein 4
Exons: 3
Coding region: 232-3387 (1051 amino acids)
Biological process (GO): deadenylation-independent decapping of nuclear-transcribed mRNA
Cellular component (GO): P-body
Molecular function (GO): protein binding
Source: RefSeq, a predicted model, not a curated record